AGCUUUCGCUUCUGCCCCUCGCCGGAGCUCCAAGAAACAAGAACCCAUCAUCCCCACCUCCACUGCGCAGCGCCCACCGCCUCUGCUCUCGAGUGUCCCAGCGCCGGCGACAGAUGGAGCAAUUCCAGGACGGCCACCACGUGCGGCUUCGGUGCCGCGAGCACGGCAUGUACCUGCACGCCGACAAGGACGGCCGUGGAGUCUCCCUCCGCCGGCCCCGGGCGUCGAUGAACGCGGCGUGGGCAGUGCACCUGUACCAAGAAGAUGACGAUGUCCAGUACGUGCUCCUCCACAGCGCCGCCUAUGGCGGCUACCUGGCGGCCAUGGACGCACCGGCGCCGCUAGGCCACCGCGGGCGCCGCGUCGAGCAGCGCGACUACGAGGAACUGGAGGAGGAGGCCGUCAGGUGGCGGCCCGUCAGGAUCGUGCCCGGGGACUACAUCCUGCUCCGCCACGCCAGCGGCCGCUUCCUCCGCGCCAACGGGAAGUUCCUCCCCUGGAACAACGGCGCCAGCGUCGUCGACACCGUCAGCACGAUGACGCACUGGGUCGUGGAGCGCAUCCCCGCCAGGGAGGGCAUGCCUGAGCUCCCCCUCGCCGGAGGCCUCGACAUCCUGUUGCCGCGGCGGUGGGUCGUGUACGCCUCGGCGGGCGCCGAUGGGGGCCCCGCCUUCUGGGCUACGUUGGAGUUCAAGGGGAGGUCUGUGUUCCGCCUGAGGAGCGAGCUGGCCAGCGAUAUAGGCAUCGGCAUGGGCGACCUCGCCAUGUGCGUCCAGGCGGGCAUUAACGGGCGGCCUACCCCACUCGUCGUCAACCUACCCCGUGGCACGCGGACCCUUUACAUCGUCGUCGUCCCAGCCCAUGUCGAGCUGUGGUACCCGGAUGUCGGUGCAGAGUAGAAAAGGAGAAGAGCAGGACUCCCGACCGCCGCCUUGGACACGAUGACAUGAGAACCCAGAACUGCAUUUUGCAUUGAGAUAUAGGUUUAGGAAAACCCCAGUAGCUCUUGUGAUUCUGCUAGCUGAAACUGAUUCAUUUUCCAAACAGGAGGAACAUGACUGUUUCACCCGGCCCUUGUGGUUCUGAACUUGAGAACCUCUGUGAACAUUGGUUCGUAAUGGUCGCUUUCUUA
This is a messenger RNA of Triticum aestivum (bread wheat), 1132 nucleotides long. RefSeq lists its product as uncharacterized. Lineage: Eukaryota; Viridiplantae; Streptophyta; Magnoliopsida; Poales; Poaceae. Bases 114 to 899 code for a protein of 261 amino acids. The transcript is spliced from 3 exons. The record is from RefSeq and is a predicted model, not a curated record.